Funneliformis geosporum is the source of this 282-nucleotide messenger RNA. Lineage: Eukaryota; Fungi; Glomeromycota; Glomeromycetes; Glomerales; Glomeraceae. The record is from the annotation of a GenBank genome assembly.
AUGAAAGUUUUUGUAUCAAAGCUAAUCAUAAGCAGCUUUGAUGAAAUAAAUUACAACGAUAAUGACUUCAAAGGAUUUGAGGAGAUUGUGAUUGAUGAACUGGUAUUUUUUGGAAAGAUUCCUGUUAUGGUACAUUCUAAAUUUUGCUCUUUAUCUGAUUUGACCUUUGAGGAACUAAAAGAACAUCACGAGUGUCCAUAUGAUCAGCGUAUAGGCUUUUACACUCUGCUCUUGAACGUCGUCGAACUUGAUGAUCGAGAUCAUUUGGAAAAAACACCUUGA